Messenger RNA from Macadamia integrifolia, 690 nucleotides. RefSeq lists its product as uncharacterized. The transcript is spliced from 2 exons. Lineage: Eukaryota; Viridiplantae; Streptophyta; Magnoliopsida; Proteales; Proteaceae. Bases 49 to 390 code for a protein of 113 amino acids. The record is from RefSeq and is a predicted model, not a curated record.
AUCUCAAAAGGGUCUCUCCUCUCAAAAUAGCAGAACUUCCAAUUCCGAAUGUCUAGUUCUGAGAAUGGCCGAAUAUCUAGCUCUGAAGCCUCUUCAUCAUCAUCUCCAUUACCCUCAUUCUCUAGUGAAGCAUUCUCUUCUUCAUCUUCAUCUUCAUCACCUACAAAGGUUCAGAUAGUUUCAAGAUCGGUAUCGGACAAGCUUCUGGGUAAGUUCGCUGAUGUAUCAGAAUUCGAUUUCGAUUACGAGCAGAGUGGGUUGUGGUCACCGCCGGUGAGACGCACAGUGUUCUUGAAUUCCCCCGGUAAGGUAUGUAGCGACCAAGAUAUGUUUGAUAAGCUCAAGAGGAGACGCCAUGGAAGGAGAUACAAGGUGAAAUGGUGCUCGUGAAGGGAGGUUCCGAUCCAUCGAAGAUGGCGGCGGAGCAGGAGGAGGAGGAAGUAGUGGCAGCGUUUCUGCAGGGGUUAGCAGUAAGACGAAAAUGUCCCUCAGUUUUUCAAAUGUAGUUAAUUACCAAGUUGUCCCUUUGCUGUAAAGAAGAGAAAAAGAAUGCCUUUCUCAGUUUUUCUGUUGUGGUCGCUGUGAUACUUUCGUAUUGUCACUGUAAUAUUUUUUACCAAAAAAAUUUGUCAUUCUAAUAUUUCUACAUAGAAUACAACCCAGCACAGCAUGAUUCAUGAUUUUCUCUCG